Messenger RNA from Strongylus vulgaris, 675 nucleotides. The record is from the annotation of a GenBank genome assembly. NCBI's taxonomy places the organism in Eukaryota, Metazoa, Nematoda, Chromadorea, Rhabditida, Strongylidae.
AUGAUUAUAUCUGUAUUGUUGUCCGGUGUCGUUGUAGCGCUUGCGCAGCACAAUUAUGACGACAAUUUCGCCCGAAACAAAACGUUUCCGCUAAGUGCUGCUGCGAUGAUUAUAUCUGUACUGUUGUCCGGUGUCGUUGUAGCGCUUGCGCAGCACAAUUAUGAUGACAAUUUCGCCCGAAACAAAACGUUUCCGCUAAGUGCUGCUGCGUAUGCAGACGAUCCGGAACGUUGUGUUAAAAGAGUAAAACAUGUCAUAGUCAGUUGCGGCUGGUGGAGCAAAUGCUCAGGCUUUGUUGCCAAGAUUCCUUCUGAGAACGCGAUCGCCUUAAGUUUUAGAGGCACUAAAGGUAAAUUACAGCUCAUGGAGAUAUUUGGCACAACACUUACUACCAAAAGGAUUAGAUGGAAAGUCAAUGAUCAAUACUUGGGACAAGUGGGAAGAUAUUUCCAUGAUGCUUUCUAUGGAAUCUGGGACGGUGGAUUGGGUGUGCAUGUGCAAAAACUUUUAAAAGAUUGUGCUGAUUGCAAGAUAUGGAUAUCUUAUUCCUUCCGCGUUGUUCACUAUCGUGACGCUGUCGUUCAACUGCCUUAUUGGUAUGAGCAUCAUAGUCGAGAGGUCUUUUACAAAGAAGACAUGAAGCCGAAUGAAUUUCACGUAUGUGAAGGUGCAUAG